AUGGGUUCUUCUAAUGACAAGCCAGCUUCAAACUCGAAUCCAGAGGGCAGCAAGCCAAAACCUUGUUGCGUGUGCAAGCCUGAAAAGGAGGAGAGAGACACUUGUUUACUAUUCAAUGGCCAGGAUUCAGGAAAAUGCGAUGAAAUAAUAGCCAAGUACAAAAAGUGCAUGAAAGGUUACGGAUUCACCGUAUAG
Molecule: messenger RNA, 195 nt
Organism: Lachancea lanzarotensis
Lineage: Eukaryota; Fungi; Ascomycota; Saccharomycetes; Saccharomycetales; Saccharomycetaceae
Gene: COX17
Product: LALA0S06e02806g1_1
Exons: 1
Coding region: 1-195 (64 amino acids)
Biological process (GO): mitochondrial respiratory chain complex IV assembly
Cellular component (GO): mitochondrial intermembrane space
Molecular function (GO): copper ion binding; copper chaperone activity
Source: RefSeq, a predicted model, not a curated record